Messenger RNA from Stegastes partitus (bicolor damselfish), 1742 nucleotides. It is a transcript of the gene mettl14, whose product is annotated as methyltransferase 14, N6-adenosine-methyltransferase non-catalytic subunit. The transcript has 11 exons. The record is from RefSeq and is a predicted model, not a curated record. NCBI's taxonomy places the organism in Eukaryota, Metazoa, Chordata, Actinopteri, Pomacentridae. Gene Ontology annotation, cellular component: RNA N6-methyladenosine methyltransferase complex; nucleus. Gene Ontology annotation, molecular function: mRNA binding. Gene Ontology annotation, biological process: mRNA modification. The coding region runs from base 139 to 1509 and encodes 456 amino acids.
CGAGUACACCCAUUGUGGGUUUUAGCGGCUACCUACAUUAGCCGAUGCUUUGCUACCGUUAAAGCUAGCUGUUAGGUUUGUAUGAAAUACUUUUAUGUGUCACCGACCGAGUGUGUUUAUUAAUUCACAAGGGAAGAAAUGAACAGUCGUCUUCAAGAGAUCCGUGAGAGACAAAAACUGAGGCGGCAGCUGUUAGCUCAACAGUUGGGAGCUGAAAGUGCAGACAGUAUUGGAGCUGUCCUCAACAGUAAAGAUGAACUCAAAGAGAUAGAGGAGACGCGAGAAACAUGCAGGGCUUCAUAUGAUAGCUCAGCCGCCCCUUCCAAAAGAAAGGCACAGACAGAGGGAGAGGACACAGAGGAAGACGUGGAAGAACAAAAGGAUGAGGUGGAAGUGCAGCAGCCAGAUGAAAGCAACCCAUAUGAGGAGGUGUACAAGGACUCAAGUACUUUCCUUAAGGGUACCCAGAGUUUAAACCCUCACAAUGACUACUGUCAGCACUUUGUGGACACGGGACACAGGCCACAAAACUUCAUCAGAGAUGUUGGCUUGGCUGACCGAUUUGAAGAAUACCCUAAACUCCGAGAGCUGAUCAGACUGAAGGAUGAACUCAUCUCCACCACCAACAUCCCUCCCAUGUAUCUCCAGGCUGACCCAGAGCACUUUGACCUUCAAGAUUUGAAGUGCAAAUUUGACGUGAUUCUGCUUGAGCCUCCUUUAGAGGAAUACUACAGAGAAUCAGGCAUCAGCCACACGGAACGUUUCUGGACAUGGGAUGAUAUCAUGAGACUGGAGAUUGAGGAGAUAUCAGCUCUACGUUCCUUUGUCUUUCUCUGGUGUGGCUCUGGUGAAGGACUGGACUUGGGAAGAAUGUGUUUGAGAAAGUGGGGCUUUAGGAGGUGCGAAGAUAUCUGUUGGAUCAAGACAAACAAGAAUAACCCAGGAAAGACCAAGGCACUCGACCCAAAAGCAGUAUUCCAGAGGACCAAGGAACACUGCUUGAUGGGAAUCAAAGGAACAGUGCGUAGGAGUACUGAUGGUGACUUCAUUCACGCUAAUGUGGACAUCGACUUGAUCAUCACUGAAGAGCCUGAGAUGGGGAAUGUAGAGAAACCCGUAGAGAUCUUCCACAUUAUUGAGCACUUCUGUUUGGGCCGCAGGAGGCUGCACCUGUUUGGCCGAGACUCAACCAUCAGACCAGGCUGGUUGACAGUGGGCCCUACUUUAACAAAUACCAACUUUAACCCAGAGACCUACGCCUCGCAUUUUGCUUUGCCCAACUCCCAUCUGUCUGGCUGCACUGAGGAAAUCGAGAGGCUGCGGCCCAAAUCUCCCCCCGCUAAACUGAAGUCAGACCGUGGUGGCGGAGCACCCAGAGGGGGACGUGGUGGGCCGAACGCCGGAAGAGGUGGAGACAGAGGCAGAGAAAGAAACCGACCAAAUUUCCGUGGGGACAGAGGAGGGUUCAGGGGCAGGGGAGGACCACACAGGGGCUUUCCACCUCGCUAGAGAAACAGAACUCCCACCAGACUGAUGUUAGGAAUUCCUAUGUGUAUUACCUGCAAACACAAGCUUAUUUGUAACACAGGUGGUAACAUUAGUACGUGGCAGCGGAGAGGUCAGAAAGUGUGGUAAAUGUUUUGUUUUUUGUUUUUUUCAAUAUCAUUCUGGUUUGUUUAUAUUUUUUCACGGCUAUACGUUAGAUUGAAUGGGUAUUGCCUAAAUAAACUUCCUUUUCACAA